GAGAAAUUGCCUUGUUGUCUAAUGAUUUUGGGAAUGACCAUUUUACGUACAAAUUAACUUAUAUACCAGCUCUAGGAGUAGUUAAAGCAUACUUUGUGCUUAAAGAUGGUACCGUGGCUAUACUCAGCGUCGUAGGUGUGAUGGGAAAACUUAGAAGCUGGAGCUAAGGAUGCCAGCGAUUUCUUGAAGUGGCAGUCAGAAAUGAAACAGAGAGAUCUGGAGGAGGAGCUGGCCGAGAUUGAACGGCGACGACUACAUGGCAAGCUCAGUCACGAGGAGGCCAUAUUAGCUCGACAGGAUCUCAUUCUGGAGAAUAAACAGAAAGUCAAAAGCAUGAAGGAGGAGACCAAGAAAAUGAUGCAGGAGUAUCUACAGAAGAAGUUUAGUGAAGAAAAAGAAAUCAGACAGCUUGUGGAGGACACCAUGCAGGGUCACAAAAAUGCAAAGGAGGCCACAAAGAAACUCCAGGAAUACAAACGAAAAAUAGUUCAGGAUGUCAACGAGGAAAGCAAAGAGCUGAUGAAGCAGGCUUUGGAAGAGGCGGAGGAAGAAAUGAGGAGACGGAUGGAGCUGAUCCACCAAAUCCGAGCAAUGGAGGCAGUGCCAAUAAUCCGACAGAAGUUUGUAGAUCUGACAGCCACGUCUGGACAUGGACUGCUCAGUGAGAUGUCCAUAGCAGAGCUGAGAGAAAGACUGUCCCUGUUCAAGACAGCAGAGAAGGAGUCGGAAGAACAAAGGAGGGACGAUAUUCUUGCUGCCAAACAGGCCAAAGACCAGAUGUUGCUCGAGACAUUAGAAACAAUAUCUAAACAUCGGCUGGAACAGACCAAGUCAGCAGCUGUCAGAUUUGAAUGCAGGAAAAAAGGCCUGAUUCCCAAGAAACCAGAAAUCAAGGACCCCAAGCUGCUGGAGCUUGAGAGGAAACUGGAGGAGAGGAAAGCUCAACGAAAGAAAGAGCAGGAGAAAGCUAAACUGGUCCCCAGCCGGCAAUCCAUGAACCAGACAAAGAAUCUUAUUAAUCAGAAGCGAGCGAUUGAGGAGAGUCGGUGGCGUGAGUUGGAGAUGACCCAGGAGCGGUCAGCCCGCCUGGUGGGAGACGGGGCGAUGAAGAGUCACUCUGCAUCACGACUAGCCACUUCAUCAGCCAUCAUGGCGUCCUAGUCUUCACACGUCGUGCCGGGAUUUUAUACACUACUGAAGAAAUUAGAAAUUCGUUGUGAUAUUUCAUCAUGGCAACAAAUUUUCAAACAAGUUUUUUUUGGCAAUGUAGCAGAAUUUGAACAGUCUCUGGACUGCUGUUUGCUUGAUUUGCCAGAGUUAUCAUAUUGCUGAAGUAAACGUCAGCAUUUCUGAGGAGGAAGAAGAUGCGAAUUCUAUGACUUACGUGUAUUGUUUUAUAUUUAUGUUUGAUGUCUUUUGAAUUAUUUUGUAUAUGUUAUCUGUGUAUGUAAAUAAACCUGUUGAA
This is a messenger RNA of Ostrea edulis (European flat oyster), 1465 nucleotides long. RefSeq names its product cilia- and flagella-associated protein 99-like. Lineage: Eukaryota; Metazoa; Mollusca; Bivalvia; Ostreida; Ostreidae. The transcript is spliced from 10 exons. The coding region runs from base 202 to 1161 and encodes 319 amino acids. The record is from RefSeq and is a predicted model, not a curated record.